Messenger RNA from Amphimedon queenslandica, 1453 nucleotides. RefSeq names its product probable G-protein coupled receptor 157. Gene Ontology annotation, biological process: adenylate cyclase-activating G protein-coupled receptor signaling pathway; cell surface receptor signaling pathway. Bases 80 to 1402 code for a protein of 440 amino acids. Gene Ontology annotation, cellular component: plasma membrane. The record is from RefSeq and is a predicted model, not a curated record. The transcript is spliced from 3 exons. Gene Ontology annotation, molecular function: G protein-coupled receptor activity. NCBI's taxonomy places the organism in Eukaryota, Metazoa, Porifera, Demospongiae, Haplosclerida, Niphatidae.
CUCUUUUACAUCUACUAUCUACGCUUUAUCUAUCAUCACUGCUAGGUAGGCGUGUGCUCAAAAGCUGUUAACUACAGAGAUGGAAGAAGAUGAGUGUCUGGAGUCCUUGUACAUCAAAUCCAGUGACUGUGUCGAUGUUUCCUGUAUAGAUAGAGAAGUAAAAGACACUCUGCCCUUUACACUAGUCUCCUCCAUUUUAUCUGUGCUGGGAAGCACUGCAAUCAUAAUACCUUUCUUCAUCUGGAGAGAGAUGAGGGCCUCAAACACAAGGAGGAUUAUAUUCCUUCUAGCAGUGGCAGACUUAUUUACUGCUGCUAGCUUUAUUUCAGCCGUGGUAAGACACUAUAUCUUCCUCGAGGGCCAUGAAUAUGAUGGGGAAAUUACCACUAGCUUCAGCAUUGAAGUGAGGAAAGACACAGGGUAUAAGAAUUUCUGCGAAGUCCAGGCAUUUUUUACAGUUUAUUUCCAAUGCGUGGCUUUCUUCCUCACAGCAUUUCUUGCAGUUUAUUUCUUCAUCAUUUUAGUCCUCAAGAAUCUGAGGCUGGCCAGAAAAUUAAUGCUACCAUUCUGUCUCAGUGCUUGGGCCGUACCGAUCAUAAUUUGUGGCUACGUCCUUUCACAUAGAAAGUUUGGUAUUGGUGAUUCAAGGACCUCUGUUGGCUGGUGUUUUAUUGACAAUAAAUUUGUUCUGACUCGUAACAGGACUAAGCACGAUCAAAACGUAGUUAUAUACUUCCUCUGGGAGCUAUUUGCACAAAAACUCUGGGAGAUGUUAGCUUUUUUUGUCAUUAUAGUCUGCUAUUGUUUCAUACUAUUCACCAAUAGAUGCAAGUGCAGAAAGAAAAUUAAGUUAAAGUCAGAAGAGAGCUCAUUAAUUGAGUCUGAUGAAGAUGGGCAGUGGACAACAAGGCAUGCACAGAUCAAGCCCAAACCUUCUACCCCUGCUAAAGGAAUGAGAGACGUGCAAGCAGCUAUAUCAAAGGCAGAUUGGAGGCUGGCCCUUGUGCCGCUAGUUUUCCUCCUGCUUCGUUUUUGGGGAAACCUCCGCUUCUUUAUCUCAAUGAUGAAUAACUGUCAUGUGUAUGCUGCUCACCCUAAAGAAUACAGCGGGUUUUUCUGCGUCGAGCCAGAGUGCUUUAACUUGCUUUAUAAUAAAGAAAUACUGACACUGCAUGCGAUUGGUGAUCCAGCUCAAGGUUUUGGUAAUGCUAUUCUUUUUGUCUUUCUUUCAAGGAAUAUCAUGAGCAAGCUGUUGGGACCUGUUUUAAAGGUUUUCAGGAGCUGUAGGAAAAAGAAUGACGUUAAUAAUAACACGAGGAAUGAUAGUAGACCAUCCAGAGCUGCAGUCAUAGUGACUUAUCAUAGCAAAGAUAAAAAAUCACAUUAUGCAAAGAUAUAUUGAGUGAUAAGCUUUGAUUUUAGAGCUGGUAGUGAAUUUUUAUUCCAUUUUUAU